This is a messenger RNA of Medicago truncatula (barrel medic), 1515 nucleotides long. RefSeq names its product translocase of chloroplast 34. Gene Ontology annotation, molecular function: protein-transporting ATPase activity; GTP binding. The transcript has 8 exons. NCBI's taxonomy places the organism in Eukaryota, Viridiplantae, Streptophyta, Magnoliopsida, Fabales, Fabaceae. The record is from RefSeq and is a predicted model, not a curated record. Gene Ontology annotation, cellular component: chloroplast outer membrane. Gene Ontology annotation, biological process: intracellular protein transport. Bases 170 to 1168 code for a protein of 332 amino acids.
UAUAUCAGACUUUCCCCCUCUUCCGCUACUUUCCGUCUGAUAUAGAGAGAGGUAGAGGGGAAACGAGUUUGAGCGUGAACACGAAUUAAGAUAAGGUGGAGGGUUAGGGCGGUUCUUCCUAUAUCUCUCUAUCUAUCUAUCUAUCGUCGCUUCCCUUCCGUGGAACAUCAUGGCAUCUCAACAACAACAAGUUCGUGAGUGGUCUGGAAUCAAUACGUUUGCGCCUGCUACACAAACCAAAUUGCUUGAACUUUUGGGAAAACUCAAACAAGAGGAUGUGAACUCCUUGACCAUACUUGUGAUGGGGAAAGGCGGUGUCGGAAAGUCUUCAACUGUGAACUCUAUCAUUGGGGAAAGAGUGGUGGCGAUUAGUCCCUUUCAGUCGGAAGGGCCAAGACCUGUUAUGGUGUCGCGAGCAAGGGCUGGUUUUACAUUGAACAUUAUCGAUACUCCUGGUCUUAUUGAAGGGGGGUACAUCAAUGAUAUGGCACUUGAUAUCAUAAAACGCUUCCUUCUGGACAAGACCAUAGAUGUUCUUCUUUACGUGGACCGGUUAGAUGCAUAUCGAGUAGACAACUUGGAUAAGUUGGUUGCAAAAGCUAUUACCGACAGUUUUGGCAAAGGAAUAUGGAACAAGGCUAUAGUAGCACUCACACAUGCCCAGUUCUCUCCACCAGAUGCAUUGGCUUAUGAUGAAUUCUUCUCAAAAAGAUCUGAGUCUCUAUUACAAAUUAUAAAAUCAGGUGCAUCCUUAAAGAAGGAUGACGCUCAGGCUUCUGCCAUUCCUGUUGUCUUGAUCGAGAACAGUGGGAGGUGCAACAAAAAUGAAACUGAUGAAAAGGUUCUUCCAAAUGGGAUUGCUUGGAUUCCUCACCUAGUCCACACAAUCACAGAAAUUGCAUUGAACAAAAGUGAGUCUAUUUUUGUUGACAAGAAUUUGAUUGAAGGACCAAAUCCAAAUCAGAGAGGAAAAUUAUGGAUUCCUGUCUUAUUUGCUCUAGAGUUCUUGCUUAUCAUGAAGCCUAUAGAAGGACUGAUCAAAAACGAUGUUGCUAAUGAAAAAAAGCCCUCUUGGGAGACACGUGAUGUAGGUGUUAAGAAAGAGACACGUGAAGUUGGUCAGAAAGAUAUGCGUAAAGAGAGGCGUGGUGGAGCAGUUCGGAGAUAAGAUGAUCUGUAUUAGUUGUGCAUGUCUGCCUUCUCGUGAAAAUCGGUGAAGCUUUAGCCAUCAUUACUGACACAUCUGUCCUUUUUGUGUCUGUUUUCUUAUUGAAUUUAGUUGCUAUUUUCAUGUACCAACUAUUAGUGUGCGGCAUAGGAAUUUGUCUGUGAUUUAGAGGAUCGCUUGUUUUGUGAGAAUUCAGUUUGAUAGGAUUUGAUGUAUUAAGCUAGCACUAGAUGCAGCCACUACCAUUGUUUGUUUAAAUAUCCUUUAACUAUUAAAACCAUCCCCAAGUUUAAGGAUUUAUGGGUCUUAAUUGGAAUCUAUCUGUGAAAUGAAUUUCAGUUGCUUUA